UUUCUCCGGGCACUCCAGUUUCCUCCCACAUCCCAAAAACAUGCGUGUUGUCACUUGGAAUUUCUGCUGCUGCUCGUGUCCGAGUUGGGAAUGCUCUUGGUGCCGGAAACAGUGAGGAAGCUAAGCUGUCUGGCAAAGUUGCCAUCAUCUUUACAUAAUGUGGGUGGAGGUGUCAUUCGAGGAGUUGCAAAAAUGAAGUUCGGUGCUGUGUUUAACUUGAUUGUACGCUACUGCAUUGGCCUUCCCAUUGGUUUGCCCUUCAUGUUCACAACAACAAUGGGCGUCGUAGGACUUUGGACUGGUCUUACCAUCUCUGUUGGACUACAGGCUAUUUUCUUCAGUGCAUUUUUGUACAAACUUGAUUGGAGAAAGGCUGCUGAAGAGACUCCAAACACUAAUCAGGCUCCGCUUCCUGCCCUUACACCAAGACGUGAGAGCACUGCAGAGGACCACAGGUUCCUACAGAUUCCGGAGCAGCAGGACACUGCAACCAACAAGGUCAAAGAUGUUCCUACAGUAAAAGAGAUGCUUUUACGUCAUGGCUUGGUGUUACUCGCCUUGGUUGUCACCUUUGCGGCUGGAAUCAUUCUGACAAAGAAGUCAAUGCUGAAGUGAGUCUUGGGUAGGGUUGUAACUGACAGUUAUCAGGAGAACACUGGAUCAGCCAAUUAUAGUAAAAGAGCAACGGUCCUUAUUGUGUAGUUUCUUCUAAUAAUUGUUUGCUGAGUAAAACAUUGUGCUCAGAUGCACUAUAGUAUUAUAAAUUGAUAAAAAAAAGUAGUUAUACUUUGUACAUAAAAGCUGUGUUCGUUUAGUAAUGAUUUAACAAUCUUGUGUUCAAUUGUCCAUCCAUCCAUUUUGUGAGCCGCUUCUCCUCACUAGGGUCGCGGACGUGCUGGAGCCUAUCCCAGCUGUCAUCGGGCAGGAGGCGGGGUACAACACUGGGUCUUACCCGCCUCCUAGCAGAGUUACGCCAGGUGCAGCACUAUAUAUACGCGGGUCACGAAAAUAGAGGCCAAUACCUCAAAACAUUCUGCCAUUACAAAGAUGAUGCUCACAAUUGAACCAAUGUUAUUAAUUGAUAAAAUGUUCGUCCUUGUAGUUUGCAGUGGUGUAAAACUGUGCUUCAUCAUAAUUAAAGCUAUGUUGAAUAUUUUGGUUAUCUGAAUUAGUUACAUGAGACACUCAAAAUGAUUAUAUACAG
Molecule: messenger RNA, 1204 nt
Organism: Phycodurus eques (leafy seadragon)
Lineage: Eukaryota; Metazoa; Chordata; Actinopteri; Syngnathiformes; Syngnathidae
Product: multidrug and toxin extrusion protein 1-like
Exons: 5
Coding region: 91-615 (174 amino acids)
Source: RefSeq, a predicted model, not a curated record